GUAUCAACAUAGCUUAUAAUUUAGUCAUGAUUAUUUCAGCAAACCAUAAGGGAGUUAAUUUUCAGUCAACAUAAAUUAGUAUGAAUAGUUUUAUAUUUGUUGCUAAAUUUUGUCUGUUUUCUUUGGUAACGUGUGGUAUUCCUGCGCAAAAGAUAUACAACGAAAGAUGGAGUCUUAAAGACUCGCCCCCGCCACACCAAGAGAAGGCCAAGACUGCAAGAUAUCUGGUUCAUGCAACGUUGUGGGCAGUCGUUGCGACAACGUCGACUUUAAAAGAAAUAGCUGGAAUACCAUUUUCGAAUGUAUUUUCUUUCUGCGACGGACCUAUUGGAAAUGGCACAGGAAUACCGUAUUUUUACGUCACUGAUUUGGACGUCAGCAUGCAAGAUGUUAUGACGAAUCCAAUUGUUUCGUUUACUUUGUCGGAGAUGGAGACCCAAUAUUGUGGAGACCAGGAUUUCGAUCCCGAAGACCCGAGAUGCGCCAGACUAACCUUAUCAGGAAAAAUGGUAAAUGUUACCAACAGCGAAAAGAGAGCAUUUGCUUUAGCAUCUUUAUUCAAAAGACACCCAGUUAUGAAGUAUUGGCCAUCUUCUCAUGAUUUCCAUGUUACCAAGUUAGAAAUUGACAUGAUUUGGUUGCUCGACUACUUCGGAGGAGGAUCCGUUGUACCGCUGGAUGAUUACUUUGCAGCAAAUAUGUAGUAUGGCAGCAGAAUCCAACAGUUGAUUUGAGACACUGAAUCUCUGUUUCUAAAAUAAAGUGCAUUAUUUAUUUUUCAAUUGCUGAUAUUGUUCAUAUUUUGUGAAAUAUUCUUUUGUCGUCAAAAUGUGACAUUAAAAUCGACAUUAUCACGGAAAAUAUAUUUUGGUGAAUUUGAUGCUACAUAGUUAAAACUUUUUAACGCUUGCUAUUUACAUGAAAUCUUGUUGCGUACCACGCAGCAUUCGAAUAAUUGUUGGUACUGUAAAACACAUAACAAAAUUCAAUAAAACAUAUAAUAACGAAUAAUUAUUUACUGAACAAUUAAAUGUCAUGAAAAUCUACUGUGUUGAAGAAUUGGAAAUGUUUGGCUUCAAUAGAAAAAUGCCGGUGCGCGUCACUGAAUCUAAAAUCUGUUAAAAAAUCGUUUUCUCGACUGUUAUGCUGAGUCCAAAAAAAAAUUAGUAUUUCAACGUCCGCCAUGCGCUUGCAUCUACGACUCUUAUCACGCCCAAUUGUACACCGAUACUCACCUCGCGAAUUUCCUCAAUUAAAAUGGAAGAGCGGAGUUAUGGCAUACUGUUACAACAUGGAUGCCAAUCUUCCAAAUUAAUUUAAUGAACGCCAAUACGGCCGAGUGUGACUUCGGUGUGACGGCCAAGUGUGAAUAACCAAGGCGAAAAGAGCAGCAUAAAAAGGGCGCAAGAGCCGCAUGCGGCUCGCGAGCCGCGGGUUGGAUCCACUGGUUAUAGUAAUUGGGGAUAUUACGUUUCUGCAGUGUAGAUGUAUCGAUGAGUCUAACUCUAAGCGUUGAAGAAAGGGGCAGUCGUGUGCGUCCUUAAUAAUGAGAAUGAAAAGCAGCAGCAUCAUUAAUUGCUACUACAAUAAAAAUUUGACUCUGAUGACACAAAUGAAACUAAACUUUUCAAUAACCAUAGUAAUUUUUAACAGGCUUGUGGGCUGUGGCCAACUUGAAAAUGUCUCUAUAGCCCAGCAGUGGGCCAUGGCCCAUUGGUUGAGAACCAGUGUUUUAGAACUUUAGACAGUACUCUCAAAUUGAAGGUUGCCCAUUCCGUGAUUGUAAAUAUCCGCUCCACCAUGUUCUGUGUUGUAUAUCGAGACACCUACACGACAAUACGGUAAUAUAAACAGACUAGUUCGGUCGGCAUCUCUAUGAAUCAUGCUUAUCACAAUGUUCACGCUAAUAAAUUGGCGCCGACAAAGAAAUAAGGCAACCCCUGUAUUUAUCUGAAUACAACCCCCAUGACGAUGCCCAUGGAUGUAACAUCACUCUUGGUGAUCUUCCCAAUAAUAUUCAAGCAAAAAGGUUGUCUCUUUUACUAGUUAUAUUGUCGGAAAUGGCGAUUGCA
This is a messenger RNA of Styela clava, 2072 nucleotides long. RefSeq names its product protein CREG1-like. The record is from RefSeq and is a predicted model, not a curated record. NCBI's taxonomy places the organism in Eukaryota, Metazoa, Chordata, Ascidiacea, Stolidobranchia, Styelidae.